GGCGGGAGAGAGAGAGCGCAGAGGAGGAAUCGGAGUGGAGCGGUUAUUAAUGAACAACGAAAGUUAAUUUAAUUAAGAAACAUAAUCUACCUGGUCGGGAACUGACAGGAAUUUUAUUGAGAAUAUUGGUUUUGGUCAGGUUUUUUGCUUGGUUGGAAGCUCGGACGGAGCCAGGAUUUAUUUGCCUUGUGCGGCGCGCACAUUCACGGAUCGGAUUCAGGAUGGCGAGCCAGACCCAGAGCGUCAAUUCACCUUCUCCAUCACAUUAAGGAGGGACUCUCCUGCGUGUAAGUCGGCAUGGCUUUGUGUGACUCCGUGUGGUUGUGCAGGAUGGCACGCUUCAUCACUACAACAUGCUAAAAACUGGAUUUCUGUAAAUGGAGCUCCAGAGGUCUCAUUCCCACGGUGGUGUUGUCCAUCUGUUUGAUGCUGGGCGUUCCUGGAAACAUUGCUGUGAUUCUUCUCAAGCCUAACUGGAAGAAGAUGUCCAGCAUGAGCCGGAGCUUGAUGCUGAAUUUGGCCAUUUCUGACCUCAUCUGCUUGUUGACCCUUCCACCUUGGAUUUACAAUUUACUCCACAGUUGGAUAUUCGGUGUGGUGAGCUGUAAGCUUCUGUCUGGCCUUGUUUACUGCAGUGUUUAUGGCAGCCAGUUCACUGUGACUGCAGUUAGCGUCCAGCGCUACCUUGUGGUGGUCCACCGUGUUGACUGCAAACGGGUGCGAAAAAGAGUGCUGCUGGGUCUGCUCUGGCUGCUUGCUCUCCUCAAUUCCAUCGCUACUUUUGUGGUACGACAGGUAAAGACAGAUCAGAAACUGAAACGGUGCCAACCAAUUUAUUCUUCCGAUAGCCAGAGGGCAGCUCUUCUGCUGACAGAGGCCAUGGUGGGGUUUGCUUCCUUGUCUUUGGUAGCAUUUUCAUACUUUAGUCUCCACAGGAAAGUCAGUCAAGGAGCCUUUUUCAACAAUCGACAAAUAACCCGACUGGUUACCUGCAUCAUCGUCUGCUUUGUUGUGCUGUGGGUUCCGUAUCAUGUCAUAAAUCUCCUGGGUGUGGCAGCUAUUUGUCUCCAGAACGACAUCCUGUUGAAAUUUUGUAGAAAUGCAUGGAACGUUACUGGAGCGCUGUCAUUUGUAAAUAGUUGCGUCAAUCCACUCCUCUAUGCCUUUACCUCAGAAAAAAUGUGCUCUGUUUUCCAAAAAAAGGAUCCAGAGCAGCAGAAUUCCAGAAAUCUCUGAACAACAGAUAUGAGUACAACAGAAGAGGCAAAAGGAUGAGCUGAUGAGGAAUACUUUUGUGCUGGACUUGGUCAUCCAGAGCUUGCAUCCGUCUGCAGUUUCAGAAGAUUUUCACUGAGUCAUAUCUCUCUCUCUCUCGUUGUUGUUCUUAUUCUAACAUAUUUAUUCAGAGUAUUUUGUUGAUAUUUUUGUGCUUUUUCUGCUCUUAAAUAUAUCUUGAUUUGAAGAACAGAUAUGUGUACUAAAGUCACGUGAAUCUAAAAAAAGAUGAUUACAUGUAAUUAGAAAGCUUUGUUAACAGUAGGGUUGAAUUUUUUUUUUUUUUGCAUUAUGCGAACUGUGUACAUAACUCUCUAUUGUUGACUCUUGUUUUUUACUCAGUUUCUAUUAAAUGUUCUCAGGAAACAAUUAGUUUUCCUUAUUUUCUAUAAAGAUACCAAAAAAGUGUGUCUUAGUUAGCCAAUUUAAAUCAUUCAUUCCAAGGCAUAAUUAAGAAAUUAAAAUAAAACUAUAAGUGGUUUCAGUAAAAGAAGAGAACAGAGCUGCAGUACCGACAGCUGCAAUUAAAAACUCUCUGUCAGUUUUUCAAUUCAACAUGCACCAAAUAGUUUUGGCUGUUCAUUUCUCUGGUUUUUAUUUAGCAGUAAUAGAAUAGAGAGAACUUAUGUUAACUAACAGAGC
Poeciliopsis prolifica (blackstripe livebearer) is the source of this 1917-nucleotide messenger RNA. RefSeq names its product C-C chemokine receptor type 8-like. NCBI's taxonomy places the organism in Eukaryota, Metazoa, Chordata, Actinopteri, Cyprinodontiformes, Poeciliidae. The record is from RefSeq and is a predicted model, not a curated record. Gene Ontology annotation, cellular component: membrane. The coding region runs from base 427 to 1236 and encodes 269 amino acids. Gene Ontology annotation, biological process: G protein-coupled receptor signaling pathway; immune response. The transcript has 5 exons. Gene Ontology annotation, molecular function: G protein-coupled receptor activity.